This is a messenger RNA of Lathyrus oleraceus (garden pea), 1085 nucleotides long. RefSeq lists its product as uncharacterized. Gene Ontology annotation, molecular function: S-adenosylmethionine-dependent methyltransferase activity. Lineage: Eukaryota; Viridiplantae; Streptophyta; Magnoliopsida; Fabales; Fabaceae. Bases 161 to 982 code for a protein of 273 amino acids. The transcript has 2 exons. The record is from RefSeq and is a predicted model, not a curated record.
CAUAUGAGGCCCCAAAACUAGUAAACCCUAUAUGAUUCACAUCCAUUGAUUUCUUAUCUCAAGGAAUACACAUGAUAUAAUGAUAUACAAAAUUAAAUUUUUGUUUUGGAUUGAUUCAAGUUAGUUCAUUCAUGCCCUUUUUUCACCCAAGUCUCCAAUAAUGCAAACCAAACUGCAAUCCAUGCAAUCCAUCUAUGCACUUCAUCUCAAAACUCCAAACAAAAUAGUUAGCACAUUAAACCAAAACAACCAAACCAAUCAACAAUCAUCAGCAGGCAAAAUUAAACGUCUUGUUCUAACACAAGAAGGUAGAACCAAACUCAACAUUUACCAAGACAAAGAGUUUUAUGCGUAUCCACGCCUUGUGACUCAUGUCGAUGAUGGAUUCAUUUCUACACUAACAAAUCUUUACAGAGAAAGGUUAAGACCCGACACUGAAAUUCUUGAUCUCAUGAGCUCUUGGGUUAGCCAUCUACCGAAUGAUGUCAAAUACAAAAGAGUAGUUGGGCAUGGGAUGAAUGCACAAGAGCUUGCAAAGAAUCCAAGGUUGGAUUACUUUGUUAUAAAGGAUCUUAAUAAAGAUCAAUUGUUUGAAUUUGAGAGCUGUUCUUUUGAUGCAGUUCUGUGCACUGUCAGUGUGCAGUAUCUCCAACAACCAGAAAAGGUAUUUGCAGAGGUGUUUAGGUUGCUAAAACCGGGAGGGGUGUUCAUAGUGAGUUUUAGCAACAGAAUGUUUUAUGAGAAAGCCAUAAGUGCAUGGAGGGAAGGAACAGGUUACAGUAGGGUUCAGUUUGUGGUUCAGUAUUUCCAAUCAGUGGAAGGUUUCACAGAGCCAGAGGUAAUUAGAAAGCUUCCAGCAGCUAAUGAUGAAGAAAACUCACCGGUUGGCUGGAUCAUGAAGCUCUUUGGAUUGUUUUCAGGGUCAGAUCCCUUUUAUGCAGUUAUUGCUUAUAGAAAUUUUAAGCCAAUACAUGAUAAUUGAACUAGAGGCUUGUUUGUUGUGAAAGUAGAAUUCGGUUAAUAGCAAUACUUUCAUAGGUGAAAUGUGAUAUGUUAUUAUUUAUUCAUGAUGUUGAAAUUGUUAA